Messenger RNA from Oppiella nova, 447 nucleotides. The record is from the annotation of a GenBank genome assembly. Lineage: Eukaryota; Metazoa; Arthropoda; Arachnida; Sarcoptiformes; Oppiidae.
AUGUCAUCGGUAGAAGCCGUUCAGAAGCAAUUGUCUGAUGAGAUCACCAAAUUUGAACAGUAUCGUCAAGUAGAAGCCGUUCAGAAGCAAUUGUCUGAUGAGAUCACCAAAUUUGGUGCCCUCCAGAAGUCCUACCAAAAGACAUUGCAUUUGAGACAACAAUUGGAUUCACAGCUCAAUGAGAACAGUAUCGUCAAAGAAGAAAUGGAUUUACUGGAAGACGACGCCAAGACCUAUAAACUGGUCGGACCUCUACUCAUGAGUAUUGACCUGAAAGAAGCUAAAGAUAACGUCAACUCUAGGAUCAAAUACAUCUCCGAAGAAAUUAAAAGACACGACACAGUGAUCAGUGAAUUGUCUGAACAGCAGGAGAAACAGCGGGAAGUGGUGACCAAAUUGCAGCAACAGUUGCAACAAAUACAGCUCAAGACUCCAACUCUUAAGUAA